Messenger RNA from Capsella rubella, 1023 nucleotides. RefSeq names its product protein COP1 SUPPRESSOR 2. The transcript is spliced from 6 exons. The record is from RefSeq and is a predicted model, not a curated record. Bases 82 to 915 code for a protein of 277 amino acids. NCBI's taxonomy places the organism in Eukaryota, Viridiplantae, Streptophyta, Magnoliopsida, Brassicales, Brassicaceae. Gene Ontology annotation, cellular component: spliceosomal complex. Gene Ontology annotation, biological process: mRNA splicing, via spliceosome.
AAGCCUAGAGCAGUGUCGUAGUAGUUCGUCGUCGUCGCCUUCUUCAAGCUCUUUUAAGAAUCCGAUAAGAGUCUUGCUGCGAUGCCACCGAAGAGAAAUUUCAGGAAGCGUAGCUUCGAGGAGGAAGAAGACAAUGAUGUAAACAAAGCUGCAAAUUUAGAUGAAGAAGAGAAGCGGAGAUUGGCGUUGGAGGAGGUGAAGUUUUUGCAGAAGCAGAGAGAGAGAAAAUUAGGGAUCCCAGCUUUAUCUUCCACGGCGCAAUAUAGCAUCGGAAAAGUGAAACCAGUGGAGAAAGCCGAAGCUGAAGGAGAGAAAGAGGAGCUUGUGUUGCAAGAUACCUUUGCGCAAGAGACUGCUGUAUUGAUUGAAGAUCCCAACAUGGUCAAGUACAUUGAACAAGAAUUGGCGAAGAAGAGGGGGAAAAAUAUUGAUGAUGCGGAAGAGGUUGAGAACGAGUUGAAGCGAGUGGAAGAUGAGUUAUAUAAGAUACCUGAUCAUCUUAAAGUUAAGAAACGUAGUUCGGAAGAGAGCUCGACACAGUGGACUACCGGAAUAGCAGAAGUCCAACUCCCAAUCGAAUAUAAAUUGAAGAACAUUGAGGAAACAGAAGCUGCCAAGAAGCUUUUGCAAGAGAAGAGGCUUAUGGGUCGGCCAAAAUCAGAGUUUAGCAUUCCAUCUAGUUAUAGUGCGGAUUAUUUCCAACGCGGGAAAGAUUAUGCUGAGAAGCUAAGAAGAGAACAUCCUGAGCUAUACAAAGAUAGAGGAGCAUCUCAAGCAGAAGGAGAAGGAGCUAAACCGUCUGCUACAAGUAGUAAUAAUAAUGCUGAUUCAGGGAAAAGCAGACAAGCAGCAACUGAUCAAAUCAUGUUGGAACGAUUUCGCAAGAGAGAGCGUAACCGCGUAAUGCGUAGAUAAAGUAAAAACAUAUUUGCAGACUUCAUCCUUGACCCGGUAACACUGUUAGAUUUUUGUUGUAAUGGAAUUCUGUAACAUUUCAUUCAAGAAAACAAGUUUUCAUUUACA